Messenger RNA from Schizosaccharomyces octosporus yFS286, 2457 nucleotides. Its product is annotated as transcription factor. The record is from RefSeq and is a predicted model, not a curated record. Gene Ontology annotation, biological process: DNA-templated transcription. NCBI's taxonomy places the organism in Eukaryota, Fungi, Ascomycota, Schizosaccharomycetes, Schizosaccharomycetales, Schizosaccharomycetaceae. Gene Ontology annotation, cellular component: nucleus. The transcript has a single exon. The coding region runs from base 1 to 2457 and encodes 818 amino acids. Gene Ontology annotation, molecular function: DNA binding; zinc ion binding.
AUGGUAAACAAUUCUUCUGCUACUUAUCAAAAAAUAUCCUUGUCUAAUGCAGCAAUAAAUGACACCGUCCUUGGAAAACGUCCCUUAGAAUCCUCUGCCGGGCCAGAGGCGAAACGACAGAAUACCCUUUAUCAUGUUGCCCCAUCCUCAUCUCCAUCCCAAAACUCUCCUUCUUUCGUAGAAUCGAAAGAACACCUCAAUCAUGCUUCCCAUAAAUCUGAUAAUGCUACCCUAAUUGAGUCUGUUAAUUCUUCUUCAUUUCCUUUCUCUCCGUCCACCUCUACUCCCGAUCAGCAAAGACCUUCCGUAAUAACAGGACCUUCUUCCACCGAGACGCCUUCCCCGAAGUGUUCUUCUAUUGACAACGAAAAAAACACCCUCCAUAAUCACACAUCCGAUUCGCGUCCUAAUGUUGACGCACAGUUCAUUCCUUACUCUCCACCGCACUCUCUAUCUCCUUCGUCUGAUCAAUCUCUUAAUCCCGCUUAUUAUGCUCCUUACCGCCAGCCUAACGGUCCCCUUUGGUUAGAAGGCCGAGAGUUUCUACCGAGUCUUGACAUUCAACUAAGACUCGCAGAUGUAUUUUUUAUUUAUGCCCAUGGUCAACCUUAUGUCUUAUUUCACCGUGAUUCUUUUAUUGCGUCUUUGCGCGCUCAGCGUCUUCCCCCCGUUUUAGUGCUUUCUAUGUGCUGUACCGCUAUACGUUUUUGGCAGACCGACGAGUAUGACAAAAAUGCGCUCCUUCAGCAAUGUUUCACUAAAGCUUCUUCUAUCGCCAUGUCCAAUUUUGACAGGCUGGACCUGGUCUAUAUUGCGUGUUUCAUUAUGCUUUCUUAUAUUAGUGUCGCAGAUGACAAGUAUUGGAUGUAUACUGGCAUGGCCAUCCGCAUGUCUGUUGCCCUGCACCCAAACAAAUGUUUUGAUCUUCCUUAUUAUGAUUCGCCAGACAACCCCUUGCCUUCGGAAAUCCGUGGACAAUUAAUACGCCGUCUUUUUUGGGAUUGCUUUAUGCUUGACCGGCUAAAUUCACUAUAUUGCAACUCGCAGUUUUUAAAUUUAGAAGAUAUCCAUGUGCCGCUGCCUAUGCGAGAAAGUCUUUUCAUGUACAAUACUCCCGCUGUGACAGAGACAAUAUACGGAAAACCUGGUACAUCGGACAUGACUGGUGCUGUGAAACUUGCCGAUACCAACUCGUCUCAGGGUUUGAAUCAACAUGCACAAAACAACAUGGGAGUAUUGGCGUACAUGAUCCGAAUGGUAUCAAUUUGGGGAAGAGUCGUGCGUUGUUUGAAGGCUUAUGGCUCUAAUAAACAAACUUAUCCGCGUCCGUUUUGGCAUAUGUCUGGAGCUUUGCAGCCUCUUGACCAAGAAUUAUACGAAUGGGAAAAGAGUCUUCCUCAAAGAUUACGUUACACACGUCAGUCUUUGCUUUCAUACCACAUGAAAGGACAAGGGGGACCGUUUGCAUGUAUGCACCUGAUGUAUCUUCAGGUACACCUGUAUAUUCACCGAUAUGCCGCUUCCGUUUCACCUUUGUUCCAUCGUCGUAUACCAUCGCCCCCACAGUCUUUCGAAAAGCAAUCUGUUCUUUUGGCUACCUUUUGUGCCAAUGCCAUUGCAAGAAUUCUUCAUGAUUGUGUGGAGUUAUCAAUAUCUUUGACAGCCCCCUUUACGGCGUAUUCUGCUUAUAUGGCCGGAACGGUUAUGCUUUUCCAUGUCUCAAAUCCGGACAAUUCGUCUCAAGCAACGAUUGCAACAUCUAAUUUGCCAAAAGUAAAACGUCAUUUGCGGGCAAUUAAGCACUACUGGCCAACAAUUGCAAAAUACUCGAAUGCUUUGGAAAGUUUAUCUAAACUUGUUUCACGAAACCCGAUCACGGCUACCAAGACAGCUCCUUCCGUACCAAGUGCCGCCAAUAAGCAAGAUUGGUAUGCCGUUCCAAGACAAAGACCAGCUUUUAGUGAUGUGCCAAGAAAUAUCCCUAUUAAUCACGUUCCCUUGUCUGCAAACAUUCCUUACACUGCUACUUCUAGUUUCACGAAGGGCAGUACAUUAACAGAUCUUGCUUACGAUACAAAAAUUUCGCGACCAGUGCCUGCUCCAGGGAUGACUUCAAACGGUUCAUCGCAAGGUUUGGCUUUUGAAAAUCGGAUGCCUCCUAUACCCAGUGCAGUGAAGUUGGUUUCACAACCACCACCACCACCACCCCGUCCUGCGCUCUCGUCGUUUUCAGCUUCGAGUGCUGCUACUUCAAUGAUCAAUGAGUAUGCGGAAAAGGUUGGUAUUGAUCCAGAUUUAGUCAGUGUUGUGUCACUGUGCGAUUGGUUUAAGAAUCCAGUAGACGAGCUUGCCUUGAACAAGCCUCUACAACUCGACUCAUCGGAUGAACAAGAAAAGGCUGCAAUAGACAUUAGUCGUCAUAAUACUGCACUUAACCUUUGGAGGUAUGGCAUGUAA